UGAGCCAAGAUGCUUUUUGUUUUCAAUCGAGAAGGAAGGACCCCAAGAGGAAGAGGAGAGGGCAAAAAAGAAAGGACCUUUUCCUCGUGAUUCCUUCUCGCGAAGCAAACCUCAGAUUGGCCAAUCAAAUUCAUACACACGCAGAUCCAGAUUGGGAAAAAGAUAUGCCCGGAUCCGAUUAGGUCAACGGGUCGGAUCCAGUGAUCUGGCAUUUCAAAGCAAAUGUCAAGUUUUCCUUGAAGAUUCAUUAAUGGAGGAACCAGGAAUCUCUCGUCGUCCGAGUAUUUACUACAGACCAAUAAACCCUAAUGAUUUAGAUCGGUUGGAGCAGAUACAUCGAGAUAUCUUCCCCAUCAAGUAUGAGUAUGAGUUUUUCCAGACUGUUGUGAACGGAGUUGGUAUCGUCUCAUGGGCUGCUGUUGAUCGGAGCCGGCCUGAUGGUUAUUCUGAUGAACUUAUCGGUUUCGUUACUGCCAAGUUUGUGCUUGCCAAAGACAGCGAGAUAGAUGAUCUAAUAUGUUACGAUUCCUCACAAGGAGAGGAGACUUUGAUAUACAUCUUGACACUCGGCGUUGUAGAAACUUACAGAAACCAUGGAAUAGCAAUGUCACUUAUUAGUGAGGUGAUUAGAUAUGCUUCUGGUUUAUCUUUAUGCCGAGGAGUCUACCUUCACGUGAUUGCAUACAACAAACCUGCAAUCCGUUUGUAUAACAGAUUGAUGUUCAGAUGCGUCAGGAGAUUAAACGGAUUCUAUCUAAUCAAACGACAGCAUUUUGAUGCCUUCUUGUUUGUCUACUUCGUCAAUGGUUAUCGUUCUCCUUGCUCACCCUUAGAGGUUGCAAUUUUCGUUGUGAAUUAUAUGAAGAAUGGAAUCAAGUCGGUAGCGUCUAAGCUGACGAGGAAAGAGGAGAAAGGCUUGAAAUGGCUGGUUUGCAAAGACACAGAUUGCGUCUUACCCACGCAAACUAAACCUAACCUCGGAUCAUCAUCCGGGUACUAAUUAAUUUAAAUUCAAAUUUAAACUGUAUCUUCGAUUCAUUUGCUUUUGUGUAAUAAAAUGUACAACGUCCUAAACAUGUACAACAUUAAUCAUCAUCAAUACAUGUUAAUAGAGUUUUG
This is a messenger RNA of Eruca vesicaria subsp. sativa (arugula), 1119 nucleotides long. NCBI's taxonomy places the organism in Eukaryota, Viridiplantae, Streptophyta, Magnoliopsida, Brassicales, Brassicaceae. The record is from the annotation of a GenBank genome assembly.